Messenger RNA from Camponotus floridanus (Florida carpenter ant), 4185 nucleotides. It is a transcript of the gene RhoGAP1A, whose product is annotated as active breakpoint cluster region-related protein. Bases 379 to 3657 code for a protein of 1092 amino acids. Gene Ontology annotation, cellular component: membrane. Lineage: Eukaryota; Metazoa; Arthropoda; Insecta; Hymenoptera; Formicidae. Gene Ontology annotation, molecular function: GTPase activator activity; guanyl-nucleotide exchange factor activity. The transcript is spliced from 13 exons. Gene Ontology annotation, biological process: intracellular signal transduction; positive regulation of GTPase activity. The record is from RefSeq and is a predicted model, not a curated record.
AUAGUGGCGGCGUCAUCGGCACGCUAGAAGGAGGGGAGAGGAAAAGAUCGGAACGUGACCUACGCAGGAGAUGUCGACAAGAUGACAGCGGCCGUAUGAUUACGCUGGAUGGCUGGCUACGCUGUUGGGCCCGCCACGAGAAACCGAGAAAACAUCGCACCGCACCUUGAAGGUGCGCCAAGUGCGCCUAUAAAUAAAGGAGUUGAGUGAACGAAGAGUACGCGAGACUUGACAUCGUCGUCAUCGUCGUGGGUGCCGCGCCCUCGUGCGAUGCGCACGACGGCACCGUGAGUGCUGGUGGUGGUGGUGGUGGUGGGACUCGUCCGAGGAGGAGUCGCCGACGAGGAGUGUCGUCGUCGCCCACGCGCACCAGGAGGCAUGAGCGUGUUCGGCGACUUUCAGCGUGUCUGGGUGCAGCGGUUCCCGGACAGCGCCUUGCCGGCCGCCUGGGAAGAAGACGUUAGAGCGAAUCUCGUCAAACAUAAGCAGAAGGUGACAGCUUUGAGAGAAGAACUUGAAAAAGAAGAAUUUUAUGUGGAAUAUUUAGAAAGAUUAUUGGCUGAUGUCGAACGACACAAGCAGCUGGCUAACAAUUCAAGUGCGAAUAUAUCUGAGAAUAAACAGGAAGCAACGAUAGAACUGCAAUCUCAACAGGAUUUUCAAGCAACAGAAAAUAGCUUGACAGACUCUUCGAAUCCGACUAAUGUCGGAUCGUCCGCUCCUAUUGUGACGGAACGGGAUGAUAUUAGCAAAUUUCAAGACAAGUGCGUGUCUGAAUUGAGUUCGACUCUCGGCACAGCGGGCAAGAGACCCAAGAGCGAGAUACCGAAGAGUCCCGAGAAAGUGCCUGAACUUAGGAGAAACAGUGAUCCAGAUGUGCCAAGUAAUUAUGUUACAGUAAUCGAAGUUACUGGGAGCUCGAAAAAAGAUAAAAACGAAGAAUCUCUCAAGGAAGAGGAUGAGAAAGAUUUAGAAAAGGCGAUCAACGAGGAUGGCGAGGAUGGCGACGCGGAAGCUUCAGAAGAAGAGCCUUAUUACGACUCAGUAGCCUUGGAUCAAACUGGAGAAUAUGUCUACAUUGACGCACGCGUCCCCAUUGUUAACAGCAACAAUGGAAACAAGGCAGCACCUCGAAGACCUCCGUCAUUGCCAGAUUCGCCGGGCAAUCAGAGUAAUUAUGUCAACAUCGAUUAUUUUAUACAACACAGAGCGGCGAUGGACAGCGAAGACGAAGAGGGCGCCAAUCCAGCGCCCCCGAUUUUGCUACGAGCUCUCAGUACGGACAACGAAACUGGCAGCAGCGAUGCCGAACCAUUGAGUUUAAGCGAGGGCAGCUUGGAAUCACCAACUCCGACGACGCCGCGUAGACAGGAAAAGAGCAAGGAUCGCGAGGAUGACAGAACGUCGAUGGUCAAGUGUAUUGUGAAUUCAGUAGUAGAGAGUGAAGCUGUAUAUGUGGAAUGUUUAACUGUGAUGUUACAAUAUAUGAAAGCUAUUAGAGCAACUUUAACAACAUCUCAACCAGUCAUCUCGGAGGAGGAAUUUGGAACAAUGUUCUACAAGAUUCCAGAACUGCAUGCUUUGCAUCAAACAUUUCUGGAUGGUCUUCGAAAGAAGACGGAGAAGUGGGAUAGUAAACCUUCUAUAGGAGAACAAUUUAAAAUUAUGGCCAGUAAUAUAGGAUUAUACGGUGCAUUUUUGCAUAAUUAUGGUCGUGCGACCGACACCGUGCGACGAUGUUCUGCUCAUUCCACACAAUUCGCAGAGAUUACCAGAGAUAUAAGACUCAGAGGUUUUCCAAAAGGUCCGGGUUUGUCACUAGAAGAUCUGUUACAUAAACCAGUUGCGCGAGUGCAAAAGAAUGCUUUAGUUUUACAUGAUCUUCUGAAACAUACGCCAGUCAAUCAUGCGGAUCACGCGCCUCUAUCAGAAGCUCUGGCUAUGACCAGGAACUUCUUAGAUGAGUUUAAUAUUAUUCAGACGAAGUCCAUGUUUCCGAGUCAUGAUAGAGCUCAACGAAGAUUAGUGAAGAAUUCGUUUGUAGUCGAACUUUCGGACGGUCACAGAAAACUGAGACAUCUUUUUCUCUUUAACGAUGUAAUCGCCUGUGCGAAGUACAAAGCAUCCGGCAGGGACAAGUUCACAUUCGAAUUAAAGUGGUAUGUCCCCGUAGCAGAAGCGGCUGUUACAGAGGACGGCGUAGAGCCACGCGAAGCUAGCCCUGCUAACGUGGUAGCUUUGAGAUCGCAAGCGUGUACGGUACGCGAUCAGAUAUUGUGGGAGGAACGGAACGAUGAGAAGCGGAUCCGAUUGGGUGGAAGAGGCUCGGAGAAAAAUCGUAAGAAACUCGCCGAACUCGAAGCGCAGCUGGUAUUAGCUUCGCCAAACUUGGUUCUACGCGUUGCGCAUAAGAGCCAGCAAAACCGAGUGCAGAAUUCCUAUACUUUCUUUUUGUCCAGCGAGUUUGAACGUUCUCAAUGGGUGGAGGCAGUAGACGCGUUACAGCAGGGUGGACAACCUCCAGGACAACUGCCCUUGUCGAUGUACGAGUUGCAAGCUUGGGUUACCGCUUGUCGGACAUUUCUGCAAACGGAUAUGGGCAGCUAUCUAUUGAGAUCGGGACGCGACGAGAGCUUGCUGCUGGGUGAUCUUCACCUAACGCUGCUCGGUCUGACUCCACCAGGUUUAGACAGAGUGAGCGAUCUAUAUAUCAUCGUGGAAGUUGACAGCUAUGGACACUACUUCAAGAGAGCACGAAGUCGCGUCGCCAAGGGUCAAGCUCCACUUUGGGGCGAGACCUUUGUGGUAGAGUUGGAGGGAAGUCAGAAUGUUAGAAUCUUGUUGUAUGAGGAGUGCGGUUCACGCUCGCUAUUGCGAGGCAAAUGCAUUCAGCGGUUGAGCAGAUCUUGGUUGCAAUCCGAUCAGGUGGAGAGAUCAUUGAAUUUGGGUCCCACAUCGUUGGAUGUAGCGCUACGUUUUGUUCCCAGCGAGGUCACUCUGAGACGAGUGCCUUCAGCUAAACCGCAAGGCUUAUUUGGCGCCAAGAUCCAGCAAGUGUGCAAGCGAGAGAAACGCGACGUGCCUUUCAUAAUAACGGCAUGCGUGAGAGAAGUGGAAAGACGAGGUGUCGGCGAGGUAGGCUUGUAUCGCGUUUCCGGCUCGGCAUCCGAUGUAGCAAGACUACGUAAAUCAUUCGAGAGUAAUUCGUAUGAAGCCGAGCAGUUGCUUAAAGAGGUAGACGUGCAUUCGGUGACGGGUGUGCUAAAGCUGUACCUGCGUGAAAUGCCGGAGGCCCUAUUCACCGACGCCCUUUAUCCGGCAUUUCUGGAAGCCUUCCAAACGGGCGAUCUGUCACGGGGCGCUGCUCUACGCCGCGUCUACGAUAGUCUGCCCUCCGUCAAUAAAGCAGUGAUCGAUUUCCUGCUAGCACAUCUUGUUCGCGUGAACAAGCAUGAAGCGCAGAACAAAAUGUCGCUUCAUAAUUUAGCCACAGUGUUUGGACCCACGUUGUUACGACCUGGCACUAGUAACUCGCGCAGCGAUGCCAAAAGUCGCGAUCCUCUCGCCGCCGGUACCGUCGACGUGAUGGCGCAGGCCGGCAUUCUUUACUGUUUCCUACAGUUACACAUGCAACAACAGAACAAUCAAUCGCUCUAGUCGACAAAACCCCUCGGUCCUUUAGAACGGAUCCCGCGAUUAACAUUGUCAUUUAAUUUGAGAUGGGUAGGUAAUCGGAAACGCUGCAACUUUCUGAAGCAGACAUCUAUCAAUUAUUAGAAACAGUUAUCAAAUCUUCCUAUUUAACAAUAUAAUUAUAUAUCAUAUAAAAAUAAUGUGUUACAUACAUCGCAAAUGAUACAUCAAAAUACAAUAAAAAUAGAAAUAUUACGUCUUUAAAAUUUGACAACUAGAUUGAUCGAUUAUCGAUUUAAAUUUAGGUUAUCAUUCAGGCAUCGUCACAUAUCACCUUUCAGUUUUUUUCUUGCUUUUUUUCUUCUUUCUUCCUUUCUUUAAUGUACCGUUUGUGAUGUAUAAAACACAUCUUUUGUAUGUUGUAUAAUUACAUCGUCAAAUCAGAAGAUUUGACAAUAAUCUAUAUAUCCCUUAAAUAAAAGAUAAAUGUGACAUUGAUUCCCGAUAGCGAGAGAUCUCUUAAUUUAAUCGUAAAAUAUUAAUUAAAUUAAU